GAGUGUCUCUACAGAGAGAGAGAAUCAAUUAGCUUUCAAUAUACAGAGAGAGAGAGAGAGUUAUGGCGGAGAGUGGUGGACGGAGGAUCGGAGUGGCAGUGGAUUUCUCGGAGUGUAGCAAGAAGGCUCUGAGCUGGGCGAUCGAUAACGUGGUUCGCGACGGAGAUCAUCUAAUCCUAAUCACCAUCGCUCACGAUAUGAAUUACGAGGAAGGCGAGAUGCAGCUAUGGGAGACCGUUGGAUCACCUUUUAUUCCCUUGAGUGAAUUCUCUGAUGCUGCUGUGAUGAAGAAGUAUUCAGUAAAGCCAGAUGCUGAAACUCUUGACAUUGUCAACACUGCCGCUAGGAAGAAAACGGUUACAGUAGUGAUGAAGAUAUAUUGGGGAGAUCCUCGUGAGAAGAUUUGUGCAGCAGCUGAACAGAUUCCUCUCUCAAGCCUUGUGAUGGGUAACAGAGGCCUGGGUGGUCUUAAGAGGAUGAUCAUGGGAAGUGUAAGCAACCAUGUGGUCAACAAUGUUGCAUGCCCUGUGACCGUUGUCAAGGCUCACACCUGAGUUUGCUGGGGGAACUCUAAAUAAUACCACCGUAUAUUCUGUGAUAUGUGUUUGUGGUUGAAAUUUGUAUUGUUAACUGUUGUGUGACUGGUGUAUUGUUCAUCUGUAUGGGUAAAAAACACUUCACCUUCUAAUAAAUACAUUCUCUUGUG
Arabidopsis arenosa is the source of this 706-nucleotide messenger RNA. Lineage: Eukaryota; Viridiplantae; Streptophyta; Magnoliopsida; Brassicales; Brassicaceae. The record is from the annotation of a GenBank genome assembly.